Sesamum indicum (sesame) is the source of this 2452-nucleotide messenger RNA. Its product is annotated as putative leucine-rich repeat receptor-like protein kinase At1g68400. Lineage: Eukaryota; Viridiplantae; Streptophyta; Magnoliopsida; Lamiales; Pedaliaceae. Gene Ontology annotation, biological process: protein phosphorylation. Gene Ontology annotation, molecular function: protein kinase activity; ATP binding. The record is from RefSeq and is a predicted model, not a curated record.
CCUACCUUGCCUAUUUCGUCAAACCUAUCUCAAUGCUAAAAAAAUAAUAUUGCGUGAAAAGGUAUGACUUGCGCCCAGAAAACUUCAUCCCGUUCUGUCCGUUUAUGUCUUGAGAUUGAGCAUCUUCUGUGGAAGCAGGUGUUCAUCCAUGGUCCCUUUAGUUUAGCAUGAGGAUAUUAGCAGCUACAAUUAGCGUAUUCCUUGUUUCUUUCUUCAUACAUUCUAUUGCCUUUGAGGUCAAUGAGUUUUUUCCAGGUGAACGAGAUGCUCUGAUGCAACUGAGAGAUGUUGUGAACUCCACUUACAAUCUGCACGCAAAUUGGACAGGCCCACCAUGCAGCGACAAGAAUCAAAGCAGGUGGGCUGGAAUUGGCUGCUCGGAUUGGCAUGUAACCCAUUUGGUCCUCGAAGGAAUAGAGUUGACUGGUUCUCUCCCAUCCAUGUUCUUACAGAACCUCACGUUCUUGACCAAACUGAGUUUCAGAAACAAUUCACUGCAUGGUCCCCUCCCCAAUCUCACAAAUCUACUCCACCUGGAAUUUGUUUUUCUGUCAAGAAAUCAAUUCUCUGGUUCCAUACCCUCUGAUUACAUAGACCUGUCCAGGUUAACCAAGUUGGAGCUACAAGAAAAUGAUCUUUCAGGUCAAAUUCCUCCGUUUGAUCAGCAAUCCUUAAUUGCUUUCAAUGUGUCCAACAAUAAACUUGAAGGUCCGAUCCCGAUGACUCCUGUGCUCCAAAGAUUUCCAAAGAGCUCUUAUGAUAGCAAUUCAGAUUUGUGCGGGGAGAUUCCAGGAUUAAGCCCUUGUGCAAUUUCGGUUCCUCCUCCAGUUCCAGGCAUUGCCCCUGCUCCUUCUCCGUUUCCAUCAAGAAAGGAAGAUCACGGUGUCCUCAAAUCGUGGAGCAUUGCUCUAGUUGCAGCAGGCGCUGCUGCUGUUCUUGUGUUUGUCAUACUGAUGUUUCUCUGCUGUCGUAAAAGAGUUUGCGGGGAAAAAACAAAGAAGCAACAAGAACAGAGAGGAGAAGUUGAUAUAGACCGUAGAGGAAAGCGAUCUCAGUGGUCAGGGAGUACAGAUCAUGAUACAGAAAAAAGUCUGGAGUUGGAGUUCUUGGACAGGCCCACAUUCGACCUGGACGAGUUGUUGCGUGCUGCGGCUCAAGUAAUUGGAAGAGGAAAAUUGGGUACCACCUACAAGGCCAUGCUUGAAUCUGGUUCUGUAGUGGCAGUGAAGAGGCUGGAAGAAAUGAACACAUUGAGCAAGAAGGAGUUUGUGCAGCAGAUGCGUCUACUGGGAAACAUUAAGCACGAAAACCUGGCGGAGAUAAUCUCAUUUUAUCACUCCAGAGAGGAGAAGCUAAUCGUUUCCGAAUAUGUAGCCGAUGGCAGUUUGUUCAGCUUGCUCCAUGAGAAUAGAGGAAUGCGAUUGGAGUGGAAAACAAGAGUAUCCAUCAUCAAAGAUGUAGCAGAGGGCGUGGAGUUGCUUCAUCAGUGCUUGGCUUCCCAUCAGAGGGUGCCCCAUGGAAACCUCAAGUCCUCCAAUGUUCUCAUUCAACGUGGAGACCACAUUAAUCAUGUCCGGGUUAAGCUGACAGAUUACGGACUGUUACCUCUAGUGCCGGUGCAUAAGCUUUCUGUGAGAAAAACACCGGAGUUCGUAGAGGGGAAGAAGGUGACGUGGAAGGCGGAUGUGUACUGCUUCGGCAUCCUAGUAUUAGAAAUCUUGACGGGCAAAGUUCCAAGAUCAGGUAGAGGGGAACAUAGGGAUCUUUCGGGUUGGGUUAGGGCAGCUGUUGAUAAUGAGUGGUCGACGGAUAUAUUGGAUGUGGAAAUACUUGGGGAGAAGGAAGGGUAUGAUGAAAUGUUGAAACUGACGGAGAUAGGGCUGGAGUGUACGGAUGUGUUGCCGGAGAGAAGGCCUACCAUGAGUCAGGUUUUGAGUAGAAUACAAGACAUUAAAAACAUUACAUCUCAUCAAUAUCAAUAAGUUAGACAAGCAGUGAAGCAGCACCACCACCAAUCCAUCAUUAUCAUCACCCGCGUCUUCUUUAAUUUGUACGCACCAAGUCUGUCCUAUUCUUCAGGAAUGCUCAUUUAAUUCAAUUCAUUAAUUUUCUUACCAAUUAAGUCUUUGUAUAUAGUUAUGAUUCUAUAUUUAUGUGGUAAAUAAAAGGAAAAAGUGCAAUUAUCAUUCACUAAGUUAUGGGUGACGACACUUUUGGUCCAGUUCCAUUUGAAAAGUGUAGUUAGAGAUUGGGAUUCUUUAAAAAUGACGAUUUUAAUAUGAAAAGCCUCAAUUUGGCCAGAAUUUCUCAUAUGGGCAGCACGAGACCAUAAAAAAUUGGAGAUUGUUAAACAUUUUCGCUCACAUUUAAUUACGUGGCAAAAAUAAAUCUGACCAAGCUGAUGUGUCAAAGUGACGUGUUAAACAUCAACCUUGCCACCUCACCUAUGUUU